Molecule: messenger RNA, 3034 nt
Organism: Pieris rapae (cabbage white)
Lineage: Eukaryota; Metazoa; Arthropoda; Insecta; Lepidoptera; Pieridae
Gene: rogdi
Product: protein rogdi
Exons: 7
Coding region: 317-1114 (265 amino acids)
Cellular component (GO): RAVE complex
Source: RefSeq, a predicted model, not a curated record
UCAUAUACCUAUUAUGUAUUGCCUACUACCUAGUACCUACGUUAAUAUCCCUGAAAUAGGAUUUUGGAUCCAAAAUUUUUAUGAAUUUUAAAUUUCCGUUUUUCGUUGAUCCGUAAAAUUUUGUAGUUUGUUGUCUUUUUGCUCUUGAUUUAUGUGUAUUGGAUUUUUGUGGGAAAGAAUUGGUUUUUAUAAUUUACAAAUUUAGUUAAAGGGUCGAACUUAGUUGUAAUUUUAAAAAUCUAAUUCAUUUAUCUAAUAAGCGUGACUAUAAAGUGAAUUGGAGCAGUAUUUGUUUGAUACUUUGUUCUACAUAACAAUGAACGACAACGAAAAAGAAGAAGCUGCUAAUUUGAAAGAAGAAUUCGAAUGGGUUCUACGUGAAGACGUACAUGCCAUACUACACCAGCUCCACACUGUCUUGGUUGAAUGUGCUCAUAGAUUUCCAGUUCCAUUAUAUGGAAAUGAAGGACAAAAACAAGAUAAGUUUAUUUUGACCUCUCAACCAGAACAACUCAAAUGCAUAUUGACACUUACUGGUGACAGCAUCACACAUGCAGAUAUAAGCUUUAAAGUAUUAAGACAGAUGCACCUAAUGUGUCGGACAUCAAUUAAUCAAGAUGGUCCAUGGAAGUUGCAGCAGAUACAAGAUGCAGCAAACCAUUUGCAACAAGCUAUUGGUUACAUUGAUAAUGUAGAUAAACAUUAUGUGUUUAGGUCAUCGGAAGAAGUGUUGCAUAUAAUUCAGUGUCUGAUUGGAUCCUUGCAAAGAGCGCGCACAGCUCUUGUGUUACCAAAGAAAAAAGCCAUUGAUGAGUUAAUGAAAAGUCGAAAUAUGACAGCGCUGUCUCCAAAUUUACCUGAGGAUCUGGCGAUAUCUUUCUACAUACAAUCAAGCAAACUGGUUUUCGUCGCUUAUCAGCUGAGUUCAGUUCACGGGACAAUGCGCAUUGACUCCUGUCAAGCUGACUGCGCCGUGCCUUGGCUUAGCGAUGUCCUCUUUAUGCUGACUGCAGCGCUCCAUAUGUGUCAACAACUAAAGGAUAAGCUGUGCGUCUUCUCCCAGUACAAAGAUUUCACAGUUGGAUCAAGAUCUGCGUCUACAGUGUUUAAUUAAUUACUUAAUAGACAUUAUAUCAAUAUUUAUUCAGUUAAAUGCAUUUAUUAGUAUAACGAAAAUAUAAAACCAUUAAUGAGAAUUAUCAAUUUGAUUAUACUGAAUAAAUAAUGAUAUAAUUUUUAACAUCAAUAUUAACUAUAAUGAACUUAAAAAUUUCGAUUAUACCAAAUCCUUCGUAAGUUUUGAAGACCAAGAGCGCAAACUCCGCGAUGUCUAAAUUUGACGUAAGUCACUUACCGCUAUAUCUCGAUACUGAGGUUAACCUAGUUGUGUUUUCCGAGCAUGAGAUCAUCUUAAAUACAAUGUAAUCGGCAGCUCAAGUCUGAGCAAGUGAUCAGCAAGGAAGCAUCUGGAGUAGAUCCGUUUCCACCGUUUUAUGUCCAGCGUCUCCUAUGACCGUGUAGUCUUGAGGUCGAUGAGUCUUUCAAGUUUCAAUUGAUCGGUCCAUCUGGUUAAGGUGGUUACGAAAUUUCGCUCGAUGUGAAUAUUGGUUCGUUGUGAGCAUGCUCAACAUGCUCAACACCUGAAUGCUCGCGUGUGCUCCAACCAAUCCACAGUUGCAGUCAAAAUGGCGGACGUAGAGGUGGUGGCGACUGACUGGUAAUGUAACAUUCAAAGGGAUUCGUCAAAAAUUCGACAGCCGAGUGGGGCGCGCUUGGGCUCUCGGCACUCGUAUCGAGUGGUUCGGCUCCAUGUACUGACAUGCCAAAUAUUCGACUUGUAACCUGCUCAUAUUGAGCGAAUAUUCAAUGUCAGUCGCCACCUUUAGUGAACGGCCGUGAUCUUUUGCCUUCUGUGUUACCAACCACUAACAGUUUCUCCAAGUUCUUGUCGCUUCUAAUCGUCUAUAAAUUUGUUUUAGUUGUGUAUACAUGAAAAAUACCACCAUUUUUGAAUUGGAUGUAUUUAAUUGUUUGUUUGGAAUUUAUAAUCGUAGUGAAGGGUUUGGAUCUGGACUUGUAAAUAUUUAAUUAUUAAAGCCGCGUAUCGACUACGCGGUCUUGGAGCGCGCUCCAUGAAUGACCGCGCCGAGAGAGCGUUCCAAACGAUUGAGGUAUAUCAACUAAGCGCGUGGCAACUGUUACAUUAUUUGACUUUGAUCUUCAUCAUGUAAGUCAGUUGUAUAUGAGUUAGAUUUUUUAAUUUUUAAAGAACUUAAAAAUUAAAAAAUUUCUUAUUACAAAUAUUUUUUUUUUCAUCAGAAACAUAAUAUAUACGAACGAGAUAUACGUCGCCAUUUGGCAUCUUUAAGUCUACUUGGCAAAUUCUGAUAUGUAUCUUUAAUGCCCUUUUGAAUUGUUUAAACACGCUAAUAUUACGAAUUUUAGACGAUGAUUGAUUAAAUAAUUGGUUUUUGGUACUUAGUUCUUUAAGCGAUUUAUUACGAUACGAAGCAGUUAUGGUAUUUCACAGUAGUUCUACCAUACAGUUGUAUAAAUGUUCGGCAGAAUUGGUUAUCCAUAUUGGGAUCGCAACAAACAAAUACAACGUGCCCGUAUUAAUUUGCGCGUCACGACUGACCGACAACCGACACCCGUCGGAAGAGUGUCGGUUUUUUGCCGAGCGCUCCUCGCUCCGGUGCUCCAACGAACACAUUCGCGCGGCUGGUACGCGUGCCAUUGUUCGCCUUCUUGGAUCGCGUAGUCGAUACGCGGCUUAAAGGUGACGUUCAGUAUAGUUAAUAUUGUUUAACACAUAUUUAUUCAAUUGAUACUAUUCAAGUCCAUUGUUGAUAUUCUUGUUGACUUUGUUGUAAUGUUUGUAAUAUACUAUAUUAAGUAUAAUAUACCACGUUAAUCUUUCGAAGUAAAGAGAGAGCAUUCCUAAAUAUACGCGAGUUAAUAAACGGCGAUGCUUUUUGCGAAUGAUUUUUGAUAUCUCCUAGAUUGGUAGCUAUCUGGGGUUAACGGAAUCCUA